Molecule: messenger RNA, 989 nt
Organism: Eurytemora carolleeae
Lineage: Eukaryota; Metazoa; Arthropoda; Copepoda; Calanoida; Temoridae
Exons: 5
Coding region: 57-362 (101 amino acids)
Source: RefSeq, a predicted model, not a curated record
GUAAUCUUACUAAUUUACAGAUUGGGAGUUUACUUGGACUUAUCCUUGGUCGAUAUAUGCUAUACUAUCAUAAUAGUAAUCUUACUAAUGAGAUUAAUCAUAUCAAAGAUGAAACUGUCCUGUAUCAUCAAAUGGAAAAGGAUUGUCAUGCUAAUCGUGGUUUAGAGGUUUCAAAAAUAAGUUCUAAUAUCAAACAAGAGGAGAGAGAUAUAAUUGGGCUGGAGCUAGACAUUGAUAUCAUGAAACAAUUAAUGGUGAAUUUGAUGCAUAAACUGCAGAGCGAGAUAUUUUUAGCUGAACUAGAGUCAAGCCGUGCAGCAGGAGCUGGAAAACUUGAAUUUAAAAGAUUUAAACGAAACUAAUGCAAAAUGUGAUAAAUCUUUUUCACUGAAGGUUGUAAAAAAAAGUUUUUUUUUACAUUUGAAAAAAAAUGCACUGUACGUAUACGUAGUAAUUAUUUAUGAUAAAUGGUCCGAAUUUAUUUAUAAUAAUUUAUAUCAAAAAAUAUUUCCCCGGAAGCCCGAUGCAAAUUUCACUAAGCACAUAUGUUAGAGCCGGCCCGUACGCAUGCGCAAUGUUUAUAAAUACUGCUACGCCAAAAACAUCUGAAAAUCCAGGGAGAACGCUUUCUUUUCAACUGCGUAACUUAUUUAAAUGCUUUCCUUUCUCCAGUUCAACUUAAUGCAUUUUUUACAUGGAAAACAAAACAAAGACAUUUAAAAAUUACGAUAUAUUACUUAUGUUUAGCAUUGUUGUUGAGUAAAUGAAUUUUGUUUGUUGAUUUGUUCAUUCGCGACAUGGCUAAAUGAAUUAGAAAUUAAAGUGAAUUUGCUUCAGUUACAGCUAUAGAUUAUUUUUAUAGUUGUGUACAUUCUAGCUAGUACUGUAUACUAAAAUUAACUGAUUUGUUUUUACUCUAAAAUACUAAAAAUAUUAUUAUUAUAUUCCUGAGAACGAUUUUUGGACACCCCAGGCCCCCCUCCUAUCAA